Oreochromis niloticus (Nile tilapia) is the source of this 3850-nucleotide messenger RNA. RefSeq names its product transcription factor AP-4. Gene Ontology annotation, molecular function: protein dimerization activity; DNA-binding transcription factor activity, RNA polymerase II-specific; RNA polymerase II cis-regulatory region sequence-specific DNA binding. The record is from RefSeq and is a predicted model, not a curated record. Lineage: Eukaryota; Metazoa; Chordata; Actinopteri; Cichliformes; Cichlidae. The transcript has 7 exons. Gene Ontology annotation, cellular component: nucleus. Gene Ontology annotation, biological process: regulation of transcription by RNA polymerase II. Bases 277 to 1269 code for a protein of 330 amino acids.
CACACUCGUAGUAGGCGGAGGCAAGAAGCCACACACACACACUGGAGGUAGCCCCAUCAGCUGGGGAAAGCAACACAGCUUGAAUUGUUAUUUUUCUAACGUUUUUCUUCAGUCAAACCGAAUUGAAAGCGGCUUUUUAGAUGUAAGCUACUAGCGAGUACAGUGGAAAUUCUGCGAGGGAGAACGAAAAACAACCGAACAUCUAUUUAUUUUAACAAGGAGCGCAGGGGAGGGAGAAGAAAACAGCAAACACGGACUGAAGGUGGCUUUGAAAGCAUGGAAUAUUUCAUGAUGCCGACAGAGAAGAUACAGUCCUUACAACAGUUCAAGAAAUCGGAGAAGGAUGUUAUUGGAGGUCUCUGCAGCCUGGCCAACAUCCCCCUCAGUCCAGAGACUGCUCAGGACCAAGAGAGGCGAAUUCGCAGGGAAAUCGCUAAUAGCAACGAGCGCCGGCGUAUGCAGAGCAUCAACGCAGGAUUCCAGUCCCUGAAAACACUCCUGCCGCACACCGACGGGGAGAAACUCAGCAAGGCGGCCAUCCUGCAGCAGACAGCAGACUAUAUCUUCACCUUGGAGCAGGAAAAGACGCAGCUUCUGGCACAGAACAAUCAGCUCAAGCGCUUCAUCCAGGAGUUAAGUGGCUCAUCGCCUAAAAGGAGGCGAGCAGAGGAGAAGGAUGAAGGGAUUGGGUCUCCAGACAUGAUGGAGGAGGAGAAGGUUGAAGAGCUGAGGAGGGAGAUGUUAGAGCUGCGGCAGCAAUUGGAUAAGGAGCGCUCGGCUCGCAUGCAGCUGGAGGAUCAGGUGCGCUCUCUGGACACUCAGCUGCACCCAGAGCGUCUGAAGGUGAUCACCCAGCAGGUGGAAGAGGAGCAUGCACUCAUCCAGAGCCAGACGCUGCUACGGCUACACCAGAUCCACGCUGUGGACAGACAAACACACAGUCCACAGGUGUUGGCUUCUCCCCCUGCCCCCACCCACCAUCCCACGGUGAUAGUCCCAGCUCCAACACUAACCCAGCACCCCCACCAUCAUGUCACAGUGGUCACCAUGAGCCCGUCAGCCCACACCAGCACGGUGUCCACCUCUAGACAGAACCUGGACACCAUUGUGCAGGCCAUCCAGCAUAUCGAACGCACUCAGGAGAGGAGAGCCAGCGCUGAGGAGGAGCAGAGAAGAGCUGUCAUUGUAAGCCCCGCCCACGUCGCCAUGGACACCGCCUGCUCUGACACAGACACUGACACAGAGGGGGAGGACAGUUCAAUGAAUUGAUCCAUCCCAUGAACUCUCUCUCUCUCUUUUGCUCUCCCUCACACACACACACACACACACACACACACACACACACACACACACACAUAAAUACCUUUUCACUGUAAGAUUCCCUCCAGGAGGUUGACUGCUUUUUGACAAAAAAAAAAAAAGGAGAAAAAAAAAGUCGUCUUUGGCAUUAUCCAAACUCCUAAAAUCCAAUGGUUAAGCUCUGUGUCAGUCUUGUACUGUAAAAUCUCUUAAUAUUGAAAACAUAGGAUGGUCAGCGUGCAGAGGAGACACUGUGGGAUCUCUCGAGGCUGUCUUUCAAUGGCAGAGCCGGUCUGUGACUAUUUUGAAACUUGAGGGUCUUCUCGUGUAAAAAAGCUAUCAGCAUCAGUCCGCCCUUCAUUUUGUGUUUACGUGUCGCAGUAAUCCAUCGUCACUGGCACACCGGCAGUAUUACUUGUGCUUCAAACUGAUGGGAGUCAGUGUAACGGAGAGCUGAAUGUAUGAUCGCAAUAACCGAGCAGCUCUCAAUUCUGAAACUCAAACUACAGCUGAAGCAGUUUCAAAAUGUCAGAAUUUGGAAUUAAAUUCACCUAAUUACAAGUUUAAUUUGAAGAUACUCACUUAAAGAAAUUGUCUGAUUUUACUUGAAAGAAAAAAUGCUUUUGAUGUCGAAAUAAGCCCUUAAAAUAAGCUCUUGAUCAAUUUACUUUGGUCGUCUUUUUGGUUAUGUUUUUGUUAACUUUAUGUCAGCGUUACUGAAUACGGAAGGUGAACAAUUUCUUAAAUUGAAUUUAACAAAUUGGAGGUUUAUCAGGUUUUUACAGGGAACCGGGGUCCCUGAGGGGAUUUUUUUAUUUUUUUUAAAUAAAGUUCUGAUUUCAGUUUUGAACCAGCCGCCAUCAAAUGUUGGUUUAUCGCUCGAAAAUAUUAACCAACAUUAAUGUCUGGUGUUAAUUUAUGAUCGCUCCCAGACAAUUUGACUGAAUCAGAUAUUUUUUUCGUUUUUUUAAUUGUAAAUGAAAAUAUGUGAAGUUUAGCUGAUGCGAUUUGGAUGAUUCAUAUGCUUGCACUGCAUGCAGGCUUCUGGUGUUGCUCCAAAGACUAUCUAAGUCUCUUUUAGUCCUGGUUUAUUAAUUUCAGUGACUAUGCACUAACGUUUUUUGGUAUUUAUGCAAUUCCAUCUUCAUUACAUUUGUUGGUGUCAUUUCUACAUGAGGUGAAGAUCUCUAUGCACCGUCAAUAGGUGUUUACGCGCCUACAGUAUAUGUAUGAAACUUGAUGAGCUUGUGUCAAAGAAUGUAGUCUCUACUUGCAAGGUGCUCUUUUAAUAACCCUGGUGCUCUGCUGAUGAGCAGUGAGCUGAGGCCAAAACCCUUCAUGUAACCGUUAAUCACAUUUCCUACAGAUCCAGUUUUGUUUUAGUUUUUUUAAUAUUUGUCAUUUACACACUUUGAACAUGCUCAGAGUGUAGAGCAGGGAUGGGUUUUCAGGGUGCUCACACGCAGAAAUAACUGGGAGGGAAAACUCUUAAUCAAGGCAAUUCAUGAUGAGCAGCUUUAGGUGGGGAAAACUGAGCAUAUAAUCAGGUCAUUGUCAGUUUUCUGGGCAUCAACAUUUGCCACAAAAAGUUCAAAAACACUGUUUGGUAAAAUGUAAAAUUGACACGACACUCAGCUACAAGCCCUCCAUUUGUCUGUCUCAAAAAUGCACCAAGUCUGUCCACCUCAUGUUACUUUGUUCAUAUUUCUUGGGAAUUUGACUGGAAACCCCUGCUACGAGCCUCUCUCCUGUCAUACUCAAUUUGAUACGCUGACUUGAUGCUGUAAACAUUCCCUUUUUUGGAUUUGUAUCUGUCUUUUGAUCUCUUGUAUGUUCUGUUGCCAACUGAAUGCAUAUUACUAAUCGGCAUUUUCUCUCGUCUGAAGUAAUCUUUUGUUAUGACAUUUUGUUUAUUUCUUGUGGGUUCUUUUUUUUUUUUUUUUUUUUUUUUUUCUUCUUCUUUUUUCAUGAACACAUGACUGAUGCGUUCAGUGACACUGUCUUGUGUAGGAUGUGUGGACACUAGUCACUCCCAGGCAUCAGGUUAGGCUAGACUAGCAUUUUCAUGCCAAACGUGGGGUAUUUUUCAUAUUUUGUUUGUGAAACUUUGUUAAAGGGUUUGGUGUUGCUCUGACACAUGACAACAGCCUGAUUUUAAUCUGGGCUGUUGUUGGUCAGAGAAACUCUUACACCCAGAUGUUUCUGUACAUUGUGUUGCAGCACUGCUGUCUUUUGGUGGAAUUUGACAUAUUUGAUAUGAAGCACUUGCUGUUCUUUAAUGCCUGAAUCAGCUUUCAGGAAGGGUUGUUUUGGGUUUUUUUUUCUCCCCAUACGCUCUUUGCCGUGACGCAGUUUAAAAUCUUUCAUUUGUCUUGCUUUUCAUUUUUUCAGUGACAAGCCUUUUAUAUUGUGAUUUUAAGUUUUGGUUUUUGUUCUGCAUCAGUCCAGGUCGAUGAGAAGCUGUUAUAUUUUGUUUAUAAAAAAAGAAAAACCUUGGGUAAACAGGCCUUUGUAAAGAUGAAAAAAUAAAAAUUUGUACUUUUUUAUUACA